UUGUUUGGAGGUUGAAAAGUAUUACUAGUAAGUAGUAACAAAAAUCUCGCCAUUUAUUGCAACAGCAAUCAUCUGAUUUAUGUCUUAUCAACUUAUCUUAUCUCCCCAAAACUCUCUGUAUGCUUCAUCAAUUGGAGUCUUCAUUUUUCAUUAUGGAUGGAUAUGAUCAUUUUCUUGUUGUCGGAUGAGAAAUUCGUACGUAGCUUACUGCUAGUUACUUACUUAAUAAAUUUAAUGCUUUCCUACAUGAUGAACCAUUUUAAUUAUUUCGGUAUUAAAAUAAUUUUAUAUCGAAUAUUACGGAAUGCAUGUGCUCUUUCUUUAUAAACAAAACCUAGAGCGUCUCCGUCUCUCUCACUAAAAUUCUCCACUGCUCUCACAUUCUCUCUCUCUCUCUCUCUCUCUAGACACUAAUACACCACUGUGAGAGAUUGUGAUGGAGAUAAGGUAUUGGCGGAGGAGGUCGAGAGGAUACCAAAGGCUAGAUGGGUCGGUCAAGAAGGCCACAUCGGGUCGAAGAAAUGUGCAGCGGGUCAACAUGGAUCCGACCCGGAAGAGACGGUUUUGGAGGGUCAAGAUAGUGCCGAAGCUAAGGAUCUUGAAAAGGGCGUCGCCUAAGAAGCUUCUUACCUGGCUUCGAGAUGCUUACGUCAACAUGAUGCUGCGCCUCGCCAACUCUCGGGUCGUCGGGUCAUCUUACGGGUACGGCGAAUAUGGCUACGGGCCGGGUUUGGCGUCCAAGGAGUAUGACGAGAAGAAGCUGGUUGAGAUUUACAAAUCUAUAUUGAUUGCGCAAGGGAAUCUCCUGCACCCCGAUGUAUCUAAACACUCUUCCAAUUCUAUCCUACUCUCAUCUCAUAAACCCUUAUGUAACUAAAUCCAUUCACAUAUAUAAAAUGAAAAAUUAUCGAUGUUAAUGGUGUGAUCGUGAUGAUCUGUAUUAAUUUAAACUUUAUACUCUUGUUAAGCUAUAUAUAGUGGAUCGGUCCAUCUUUUCCCAUAUAUCGAAUUAAAAUCAAGAUUUGCAUUUAA
Messenger RNA from Camelina sativa (false flax), 1032 nucleotides. RefSeq lists its product as uncharacterized. NCBI's taxonomy places the organism in Eukaryota, Viridiplantae, Streptophyta, Magnoliopsida, Brassicales, Brassicaceae. The record is from RefSeq and is a predicted model, not a curated record.